This is a messenger RNA of Nymphalis io (European peacock), 2391 nucleotides long. RefSeq names its product U7 snRNA-associated Sm-like protein LSm11 (gene Lsm11). Lineage: Eukaryota; Metazoa; Arthropoda; Insecta; Lepidoptera; Nymphalidae. The record is from RefSeq and is a predicted model, not a curated record. Gene Ontology annotation, molecular function: U7 snRNA binding. The coding region runs from base 23 to 742 and encodes 239 amino acids. The transcript has 4 exons. Gene Ontology annotation, cellular component: U7 snRNP. Gene Ontology annotation, biological process: mRNA 3'-end processing by stem-loop binding and cleavage.
AGCUCUGAAUACCUACUUAAAAAUGUCUUCAGAAUCUUCAUCUGAAUCUGAAUUAAGUGCUUGUAGUUCUAAAUUUGACCCAUCCAAGGCCCUAUACGCUACUAAACUACAGCUACCCGUUGAAGAUGCACCAUUAUAUGACAAUUUACAACAAUUCGAAGCCGCUCUAAAAUAUCAAAACUUAAAUACAUCAUCUAUAAUUUCUGUAGGACAUCAUGAUUUAUUUAAGAAGCGCGAAGAAGAAAAAGAAAGAAAGAAGAAAGAGCAAGAAAGAUUAUUAGAAGAAAAGAACAAACAGCGGUUCGCCCAGUAUGAAGGUCUCGUUCCAACUACAAGAAACAGAAAAAAGGUCAAAAAUGUGAUAACGCGUAUUGAAACGAUGGUAGGACCUCUCGGAGCCUUGAAAGAAUGCGUGGACCAGCGGUUAAGGAUCAAGGUAAUCACUCGUAAUGCGAAUGGUAUACGCGGUGUGCUACACGCGACUCUGGUGGCAUUUGACAAGCAGUGGAACCUGGCAAUGACGGAUGUCCUGGAGGUUUGGAAUAGGAAGGCUCCGUCGAAGAGAAAAAUACCACCGGCUUUGGGCAAACCAGUACCUAAAGGCUCAGCGGCUGCUCUAUCACCAGUUCCGGUGGUCACUGAAACCCCAUUGGGUGGUGGGGUGUGGGAGUGCACGAGGCAUCUACCACAAAUAAUGGUCAGGGGUGAACACGUCGUACUCGUUAAUAUCAUUGAACGAUAACUUCAAAUAAAAUAAGUAAAUUGAAAGCCUAGGAAGUCCCACUAAUGUGCCGAAAGUAUCUGAUAAGAUUCAGGGCUGGCUGAUCCAAGAUGGGUUCGUGGAUACAGAUUUAUUUGGAUUGAACUCGGUGACUAAAAUCAUGAUUGAAAACAAAAAUGAACAUUGUCGUUAUUAUAGCAACGAGAUAAUUUUUAUAAAGACAAUGAAAUGUUUCUUAUUAUUACCAGUUGUCGAGAAUCCCGAAGUCAUUCAAAUGCUAAUCAGUUUUGAAUUUAUUACCGCUAGCUUAUAUUACGAAUCCUUUCUUGUUUUUCUGUGUUUGUGUAGUUCCAUUGAUUUAAAUAUAUAUUAUACUUUUGUUUAAUUAUAUUUAUAUACUAGUUGCUACGCACGGUUUCGCCCGCGGUUAACGAUACUGCUCCGCUCGUGGGUCUUUGAUGAUGUUAUAUAGCUUAUAAUUUCUCAAUAAAUAGGCUAUCCAAUUUAUAGGCUAGGCAAUAUUUUUUUAAUCUGUCCGUUAUUUCUUGAGCUGACUCGUUCAAACAAACUUUUUGUACUUAACCUUAUUUUUUUCAAUCAAAGUAAGGUAACAUUUCGAUAUUCGUUUGAAAAGAAACAAGUUUUUUGUUUGAAAUAAUUAUUUAUAAUCUUUUUAUAUAGUGGAAUUUAAACAAAGAAAGUGGUGGCACGAUCUUUGGAUUGAACGUGUGCAAACAUUUAUAAUAAAUAACAUUAAAUUUUGUUUUAAAAACAAACGUAGAAGUUGUUUGUCAAUUUUUGACAGAUUAUUUUUAUAUGAUCUAGACAUAAAGUGCACAAAAAGAAUACAUUAUUUUAUCUGUUGUUUUGCCAUAUAUAUAUAUAACAUAUGUAUAACAUCUACAAACACGUUUCAAUUGAAAAAAAACAUGAGAAAUACUUGAUUUGUUUUUAAUUUGACGUGUCUGUAUAAUGUUAAAAAUAUUAAUUAUUUCCGUGUUUCAAGUACAUGGGUUAUUGUGGAUGGAAUUUGCUCCUGUGUUAUAUUUUUGAGUUGAUUAUUUAUUAUUGUAAAUUAUAUUUUUUAAUAUUUAUGUACCUUCUUUAACAUAGAAACCAAUAUCAAAACCGUUACUUUAUACACAAUUGUAUAAAUAAGUGUUAUUUCGAAAAUACGCGAAUUCAUUUAAAUAAUACAACCUUGAAAAAUUGUAAUUAAAAAAAUUAACAAUAACCCUAAUGUUGUAAAGUUUAUAACUUUAACCGAUUCGUCUUGUUAUUGUUCAAAUUAACACACACACACACACACACACAUACACAGACAGACACACACACUACACUAUGUGUUUACAUUAUAUAUAUGUAACAAUAAAACUUUGUGCUCUUGUCUCUAGCAGUGAUCAUAAAAUAGUAUCGAAUGCGCGCAAGAAAGCCGAAACAGCAUCUACCUUUAAUCGUAGCCGGUUUUAUUAUGACGUUUUAUAAUAUAGAAAAAUAAGUUCUCGAACACAUAAAAAUCUUUACAAAAUGUUUGUUUCGAUUUACGAAAAGUAAUAUUAUAGCGAUAAUAGAUUGCACUGUCAUCGCAUCCAAUUGUGUAGAAAAUGUCAACUGGUUUGAAGACAGUUGCAACAUUUGAGCCAAUGAGUCACUAAACAGGUGACGAUAAA